Messenger RNA from Pyricularia pennisetigena, 2454 nucleotides. RefSeq lists its product as uncharacterized. Gene Ontology annotation, molecular function: protein binding. The record is from RefSeq and is a predicted model, not a curated record. The transcript is spliced from 2 exons. The coding region runs from base 1 to 2454 and encodes 817 amino acids. Lineage: Eukaryota; Fungi; Ascomycota; Sordariomycetes; Magnaporthales; Pyriculariaceae.
AUGCGAUCCCAUCUGGCUCGCAAUGCCUGCCGCGCGAGCCAGAGAUCCCCAGCCUCCAGGCAGCUGCUCGCGUCAAUAACCACGCCGCCGUCUUCUUCCCUCCUUUGCUCGCGAGAGCCCCGUCACCCCCGACGACAACCACACCUCUGCGAUCUCCUGGCCCAGAACCUAGCCUUGAGCUAUGGCAAGAGGACAUUUUUUGGUCCCUUCAAGAAGCCGCCGCGGGAGAUCCAGCCCCCGCAGAUGGUUCCCGGCUAUGGUAAGCUCCUUGAGUUCACAGCCAAGGAGCAGGAUAACCUUCGCUUGCCAGCAGUGAAGGUGAUUCGGAAGGCGGUCACGGAUCUAUUUAGCAAUCAUUUCAUUCGACAAGCCGGCUUGAACUCGACACAAGCGCGAUGUGCACUGCGAGCGAUUCUGUAUCUGAGAGACAGAUAUGUCCCGGUAGAUGGCUCGGACAAACUUGGGCUUACGGCUUCCUGCCUCAAAAAGAUACUGCGAGCGAUCCAGAAGAAGCGACAUCGGGACGAUGGGCAAGAUUAUAUGGAGCUCGCAAAGCUUGCCUUCGAUGGGCUUCAGCCAUUGUUACAAGGCGAAGAAGCAUUGUCUUGGUGGACGGAAUAUCUCGUGGCCAUAUUUAACACUGGUGGCAGCACCCACGCUCUUGAGGAACUCAAGAAAUGGCUAGAUAGCCAACCGCAAGACCUGAGUGAAGCUGCCAAGGAGCUGUUGUUUUUGAUGUUUCGCAAGUUUUCACAGCAAGGGGAAGAACAGCAAGCCCUGACCGAAUUGCUAGAGAUUCUGCGGGCUCGUGGACUGAGCACGCACAAGUCUUUCACUGAUUCAAUGGUGAUAUACCAUGCAUCAUUAGGUCAAGCAGACGAUGCCUUCCUCUGGCUUCGCAAGGUCCCUGGCACGCCGUCCAGUAAUAGCUUGCUCGCACUUAUAAAGCUGGCCGAUCAACAGCCAGACCAACUCAACAGAGUGAGAAUGUUUUUCUUCGAGCAGUGCGAUCGGCCUACGCCUUUACCAGUAUCUUGUUGGUCUGCGGUAUUGCAAUGGGCCCUCUUCCAGAACAACAUGGAUUGUGCCCAUUUGGAGUCAUUUAUUCGAACCAAGCUUGCCAAGAAUAAAAACCUGCCGCCCGAGGAAUUCCUGCCCGGUAAUACACUCGAUCACUUGUUGAUAGCAGCGAUGGACAGGAAGCAAUAUGUUUUAGCCGAGCGAAUCACAGAUUGGGCUAUGAAUCGCGUAAGAACCCAACGAGGGCUUUCAUUCCGGGCCAAGGCGAUGCGGCUCGAGUGGCGACUGGCCGGCAACGAUCUCCCGGGAGCCCAUGAGGCGUAUAACAGCAUCAUGAAUGAAGAUCUGAAUGGUCUCGAGCUUGGGCCCACCCAGGCCCUAGCUCUGAAUAGAUACCUUCAGGUGCUAUGCUCACAAGAGGUGGCACACAGCGUGAGGGUACUGCCGACGCUUUCAACCCUUGAGGAAUAUCGCGUCAAUGUCGAACCUGAAACGAUCGCAUGCGUUGCUACAUACUUACUUGAGAACGAUCUUGAAUAUGAGUUGAUUGACACCCUCUCGAUUCACGCCACCAAUUUUGGUCUCUCUGAAAGGACGAUCCUCAUCAACAGAAUGCUUCAAUUCUGCCUGGACCCUGCCAGAAGCACGGCUCGUGCUUGGAACACUUAUACUCUACUCCGCCAGUACUUUCCAGACAUGAAGAGAGAACCUCGUGUGAAGAUGAUGCAUUCAUUCUUCGCACGCAAGAGGCCAGACAUGGCGGUUCUCAUAUUUGGCCACAUGCGAGCACAUGACAACCCCGAGAUGAAGCCGGACUUGGAUGUGUACGUGGCCGUGCUGGAGUACUUGGGGCGGUAUCCAGAUCUCGACAGUUUGAAGCUGGUCCACAACAUGUUCAAGAUGGAUACGACCAUAGAGCCUACAACGAGGCUAUACAAUGCUAUGAUGAUGGCUUAUACCGGCUGCGGCGAGCCUUUCAAAAGUCUCGAGUUCUGGCGGGAGAUAAGUAACUCUCCUGAGGGUCCCACCUACGAGACCCUGACAAUCUUUUUCUGGACGUGCCAAAAGAUCGGGCCCGGCGUCGAGAAGGCGAAUGAGGUCUGGGAGAAGCUCAUGCGGAUGAAUGUCGAGAUUCCCCCGGAGGUUUUUGCUGCCUACUGCGGCGCCAUGAGUAGCAAAGGCAAACUUGACACAGUGAAGCAGCUGUUACUAGGGAUGGAUGGAAUCGUGGGGUACUAUCCCGACACUGCGACACUGCGUAUAAUUUACGAUGGUUUACCGAACCAGACGCUGCAGGACGAGUUCGAGAAGUUUGCAGAGCAACGAUUCCCGGAUACAUGGACAGAGCUGGUAACAGUGAUUCCGCGGAAGAAGAGCCACGAGUUCGUGCGCAGCAAAUUCAAGUACUCUAGGGUGCACGAUAUGAAGGCCUAG